Molecule: messenger RNA, 3305 nt
Organism: Austrofundulus limnaeus
Lineage: Eukaryota; Metazoa; Chordata; Actinopteri; Cyprinodontiformes; Rivulidae
Gene: tent4b
Product: terminal nucleotidyltransferase 4B
Biological process (GO): polyadenylation-dependent ncRNA catabolic process; RNA 3'-end processing
Cellular component (GO): TRAMP complex; nucleolus
Molecular function (GO): poly(A) RNA polymerase activity; mRNA binding
Source: RefSeq, a predicted model, not a curated record
CAUGCGCAUUUGCCGGGAAAGGGUCAGAGACACUUGGAUGUCAAUCCGCUGCACGUUUCUACAGUGUUCUACAGCAAGUUUGAGUUCAUUGUUUUAUCCUUUUUACGACCUGACUCGUACGUAAUUGUUAGUUUUCUGUCUAUGGGUUUAGUUGUUAAUUUCACGUACGGCCAUUGUAGCAGCGUUUGUUUAUUUUUAACCAUGUUCUAGAAGUAACGGACAGUGGUGAACCUGAGCUAGCAGAGGUAGCGAAGCUAGCUAAUAUUAGCUAGCAGCACAGGAGCUAAGCGUCGCUUAGUGGUGGGGUGGUGGUGGGACGGCGUUUGCCUACAGCGUCGUUUGAUGGAUCCGAGAAUCGCCUGGUUUCAGCCAGAACAACUUGGACCCGCUAACAACCUGUGGAUGCAGAUCUGGGAGACGACCCAAGGGUUCGGGUACUUGAACGUAAAUAAUAGCUACAGCAUCGGACCUCAGAGCACGCCGAGCCUGAAAGCGAUCGUCAGCAGCGGGGCGUCGGGACCCGUCCCCAGUUGCACAAACGGACCACUUCUUGACACGAGCACCGACUGUGAAGACGUCGAGACCGAGAGCUCAAUGGGGGACGGAGACGUACCACAACAAGUCGACUUUAUACCACUAGACAGCAACAGCAACCAUAAUAACCGAGCCUCCAGCAGGGGCGGUGUCGGCGGAGGGGGACAGCCGAGCAGCGGGGUGCUGUGGAGGGGACUCACGGAGGGACACCCCAACAAAAGGAAAAGAGACAAUAAAGCUAGCACUUUCGGAUUCAACUCCAGCCUUUUGAACAGCGGCUGCGGGUCCAACACGGACAGAUAUGAAGGUUACACGGGCACUCCGUGGAAAGUCAGGAACUACUCCGAAGGAGUUGUGGGGUUGCACGAGGAGAUCAAGGAUUUCUAUGAGUACAUCUCCCCACGACCAGAGGAGGAGAAAAUGAGACUGGAGGUGGUAGACAGAAUCAAGGGAGUCAUUUACGACUUGUGGCCCAGUGCAGAGGUCCAAGUAUUCGGGAGUUUCAGCACUGGUCUUUAUCUACCAACAAGUGACAUUGACCUAGUGGUCUUUGGGAAGUGGGAGACACUCCCACUCUGGACGCUGGAGGAAGCUCUCCGAAAGAGAAACGUUGCAGAUGAGAAUUCUAUCAAAGUCCUGGAUAAAGCAACGGUUCCCAUCAUCAAACUUACGGACUCAUUCACUGAAGUGAAAGUGGACAUCAGCUUCAAUGUGAUGAGUGGCGUUAAAGCCGCUCAGCUUAUCAAGGAUUUCAAAGAGAAAUACCCUGUGUUGCCUUACCUAGUCCUGGUGCUGAAGCAGUUCCUGUUGCAGAGAGACCUUAACGAGGUUUUUACAGGAGGAAUUGGUUCCUACAGUCUCUUCCUCAUGGCUGUUAGCUUCUUGCAGCUUCAUUGCAGGGAGGAUGUGUCCAGUCCCAAAAUCAACUUCGGCGUUCUGCUCAUUGAGUUCUUCGAGCUCUACGGUCGCAACUUCAACUACCUGAAAACGGGCAUCAGGAUAAAAGAUGGCGGCUGCUACGUUGCCAAAGAUGAGGUUCAGAAGAACAUGAUGGAUGGAUACAGACCCUCUAUGCUCUACAUUGAGGACCCUCUGCAGCCAGAUAACGAUGUUGGCAGGAGCUCAUAUGGUGCCAUGCAGGUAAAGCAGGCGUUCGACUACGCUUAUGUUGUACUCAGCCAUGCUGUGUCACCUGUCACCAAGUACUAUCCCAAUAACGAGAAUGAAAGUAUACUUGGUCGGAUAAUCCGAGUCACUCAGGAGGUGGAUGAGUACAGGGAAUGGAUCCAUAAGAACUGGGGGAGCCCAUCUCAGAAUGAUCCCUCACUCAACAGAAAUGAUGUGAAAUUGUUCGAGUCCAAGCAGCUGGAUGARCGCAACAACAACGUCACAGAUGAUGAGGAUGAUGUUGUGGUUCUGCCGUCGGCUCCCCACAGCGAAUCCUCCUCCAGCACCUCUUCUCCUCCCUCCUCCCUGCGCUCCUCUCCCUCGUCCUCUCCGCUGUCGCCGUCUUCAGCGUCUUCCAGCGACGCGGACUCUGAUGGCACACCGUGUAAAACAGCCAAGCAGCAGUCUGGCCGAAGCUCCAGUACUCACAGAGAAAAGGCUGCUGUGGUCAGUAAUCACCGCACACAGAGCCACCCUACCAGCACUCCAUCUGCAAGCAACAAAGCUGGAAAGGGCAGGAUGUCUCGCUCCAACAAUAAGAGCAGCCAUCACGGACAGCAGAACUCCUUCAACACCAAAAGUCAUCCGAGCAGCAGGCCACACCACCAGGGCAACAGCAAGAAGAGGAAAAACCUACGAGACUCUACAAAGGAGGAUCUUUGUAGAUAGGGCUCACUUUGCUAACCUCCUCCCUGCCCUCACCCUCGUCUGCAGCUGACUGACUGUAUUGUCCAAAUUCUCCCGCCACGCUUGAGCCUCGGAGGAUCGUCAGCAGUUCCAAAACUGAACCCGUCUCCCGUUUUCAGGGUGACAAACAUUUUAUUACUGAAAUAGGAAAAAAAUAAAGAGUUAUUGAAAUUAGGUUUAAUUUCUCGGACCUGAAUGGAAUCACAAACUCUAUAAAAAAAACACCCAUUUGCUUCCUGAUCGCUUCUUUUAACGGAGCAGUUUUCCUUUUUACAACCAACAGCCUCUUGUGUCUCCUGCUGUACAGGACGGACUGGUUGGAUGUCUGGAAUAAACGCUGGAGCAAUAUGUGGAACUGCUGCCUCAAAAAGGAUCAGAUAUUAUCCUACAAAAAAAACUAAAAGAAAAAGAUAAAGAUUAAAAAAAGGAGAAACAUUUGCUAAAAUGUAAAAAAAAAAUGUUGAACAACAAACCUACUCAAUUUUUUUCUCUUUUUUUAAGCUCGUCAUUUUCAAACGCAAUCAGUAAGAGCGGGACAUAACUUUUACGCAUGACAUUUUUCUGUUGUUGCAUAAGCAACAAAAACAGGUUAAAAACACAAGCAAGAAACAGUUGUUUCAUAUGACCUUUUUACAAGAUAUGCUGAUUUGAAGUUGCACAUUUUAAUCCUGGCUUUUGUUUGGCCAAAAAUCUAGAGAUGUUUUUUGUCCCAUUGCCAACAGAAAUCAUCAGCAUCUACUUUUACUCCUGACUACUCCGUGUGCGCGACGGUGUCUUACCGUUCAGCAUCCCACAGAUGACACAGAGGAGCUCAGUCUCUUCGUCUGGCUCCCUAGCACAGCCACACCAGUGUAGAGGCUUUAAGACUACAAGUAAAAAUAUAUAUAUUUGUGGUGAAAAUGGUUUUAUUGAAACAA